This is a messenger RNA of Aspergillus piperis CBS 112811, 764 nucleotides long. Its product is annotated as 60S ribosomal protein eL33. Lineage: Eukaryota; Fungi; Ascomycota; Eurotiomycetes; Eurotiales; Aspergillaceae. Gene Ontology annotation, cellular component: cytosolic large ribosomal subunit; ribosome. The record is from RefSeq and is a predicted model, not a curated record. The transcript has 6 exons. Gene Ontology annotation, molecular function: structural constituent of ribosome. Gene Ontology annotation, biological process: ribosomal large subunit biogenesis; cytoplasmic translation. The coding region runs from base 73 to 402 and encodes 109 amino acids.
CUUUUGCGGGUCAUACCUCCCUUCCUUCGACUUUUUGCGUUGCCCGCUGCUGCUCAGAGAAACGCCGUCAGAAUGCCUUCGGAACAAGGUCACAGACUCUAUGUCAAGGGUCGCCACGUGAGCUACCAGCGCUCCAAGCGUACCGUCAACCCCAACACCAGUCUGAUCAAGAUCGACGGUGUUGAGAGCACUGAGGCCGCAAACUUCUACCUGGGCAAGAAGGUUGCUUUCGUCUACCGGGCCAAGCGUGAGGUCCGGGGCUCCAACAUCCGGGUCAUCUGGGGCAAGGUUACCCGUCCCCACGGUAACUCCGGUGUUGUCCGUGCUCAGUUCCGCCACAACCUCCCCCCCAAGACCUUCGGUGCUACCGUCCGUGUUAUGCUGUACCCCUCCAACAUCUAAAUGACGCCCCUUUUGUUACGUUAGUUGGCAACUCCGGAUUCUACGCGCAGACGGUCGGGCAAGGAGUCGACGGAAUGAGCCGAAUGUUGAGAUGGAGUUGGCGGGUUGAUAAUGUUCGUGGGAGAGGCAGGGCCGGUCAGCCCUACGAAUUAAAAUAAAAGAACUCUUAUCUUCUUUUUUUCAGCAUGGUUAUUGUCAGCCCUUUUCCCCCCUAAAGGCAACGGACGAGCUUGAUAUCCCUGGUUUUUUUAUACUCUAUAUUCAAACCGGCCAAGCAUGCUGUACCUUUUGGGCCGACAACAUGGCUCCCCGUGUAUCUGAUGCUCAUAAACCACAAUCCAUACCAUUUCAACAUAUCGGUA